AUGUUGAACAAGAGAAAACGUGGUGAUCACGAAAGAGGUUCUCGUGAUGAUGAUAACAGCAGCGAUGAAGAGAAUUUUGAACGUAAUUCCAAACAAUCCGCCAGUUCGAGCCAUUACACUCGUCGGGAGCAAGUCAAUGAUGAAAGUAGUAGCAGUGAUGACAUGAGCGAUUUAGAGGAUGAUGAAAUUGAUCAAGAAUUAGUACAAGAAAUGGCCGGAAGAUUAAUGAAUGAUUUUAGUCAAUUUAAUAGAGAUUUGAUGCUAAAUUUUCACAUGUUAGCGGAAAGAAUGGUUGGAAGAGGCAUGGAGGUUCAUGAAAUUCUUUGCUUUUCUGAAUCUGCUUCAAUACCAACAAAAGAAGAGCUGAGCGGUCGGAUUGUUGAAGGAAUUGAAAACUCUUUUGACUUUUUAAAAGUUUGUGCCCUUACUAUCCCUCAUCCUCCAGUACAUGUUAGCGAAGAUCUUUCGAAAAUAAUAUAUGGCGGAGAUUCAUUGGAAACAUGUAAAUCUAGGCUAUCAAAGGAUCAUUUAGAUAUGAUUAAUGAAAAAUUGAGAUCACCUGAAUAUGACAUGAAACUAUUGGUUCGACAGCAAUGCAUUGUUGCUUGGCCUCUAUUUGAGAAUGAGCAGGUCUUACUCCUUUCUGGAAGCGAGGAAUCGAGAAAUGAGAUGAUUCAAUUAUUUGCAGAAAAAAAGGUCACUGUUAUUGAUGAUGACAACCUCGAUAAUGUUGUACUCUCUAGAAGCAUUGUAGUGGUGAGCGAUGAUUUUAUAGAAGUUAAGAAACCGUUUCAACUAUCGACGUAUGAAAAGACCAUACUUGAGUUUGCAGUUCAAAUUGAUUGUAUACUUUUCAAACAUCUAAAGUAUUGCUUUGAACAUUGUAUAAUAAUGGAAAAAGAAAUGUUUGAUGAAUGCUCCGAAUUGCUAAAGAAAAAUAAUUAUUUUUCUGGCUUGUUACAAUUUCCAUUAUAUCAACAUCGAAAAAGAAGAAGAAACCUUUUGGAUGAAGAUCAAAUACAAUCGUUUAAGGAAGCAGCAUCCUCACUUCCAGAUAUUAACGAACAGAUUUCUCUUACAAGACUCGUACCUAACGAGAUUAUUUAUCACAUUUUACGAUUUUUACAAGUUCAAGAGCUACUAGAGUUUAGAGUUGUUAACAAUCUUGCGAAUGUUAUGUGUUUGCAAAAUUUCAUAUGGAAAGAUAUGUGUGUAAAUACCUGCAAGAAAUACCCCUUUUUCUCGUCCAUGAACAUUGACGCAUACAACCUUCCCUAUGUGGUUGUUUAUAGAAAUUAUAUCCGUCCCCUCAUCAAAGAUUUUUCAAAACUCUUAUCCCUAUGUCACAUCGAAGACUCAACUCUCGCAACUAUCGUCUCAAAGGAGAGAUUUUUGCAAUUACUAACACCUACCUUGUUCAUUGACACUAGUAUCUGUAGUGAUGAAGAGAUUCCAAUUGGCUCCUCAAAGAUGGGAGGAACAGCUGAUUUACCAACCACACAAGAGGGUACAGAGGUUAAGGAGAUUGCUGGCAAAAUUUCCCAAAUGGGAUUACUGUUACAAUUGAAUUUGAAUGAAUGUGUGCAUGAGAUUUUUGGUCUAUCCUACCAAGCAAGUAACAACUUGUUGAAGAACAUCUUUCCUAAGAGCGGUAUUCUAUACUUCUUUUGCCAUACCAGCAUUGAAUCACCACAUGGUAUCAUUUUGCAUUACGACGGUCCAAUGGAUAAACUAAAACGAUGUGAGAGUGGAAAAGAAAAGAACGCAUUUCGUAUCAAAUUCUAUGAAGCAUUGUCAUUGCCAGCUGUUUCUGAUUGUUAUUUUACAAGCGACUACAAAAAGUAUGGUGAUGCCAUUCGAGGAGUUGAUGAAGAUGAUUUGUUUGAUAUAUUAUCUCAGCAUAUUCAUGCUCCAUUUUCACAAGGCGAACCUCACUCACUAUUUGGACGCUUGCCUUUUGUUACACAAGACGAAUGGAUCAGAGAUGAGAAUGAUCUUCCAGACAGCGACGAAGACGAAGAUGAAGAGGAUGACAGGUUCCUUGACAUGAACAAGAUUCUUACACCCAUUCUCAAACUCUCUUCAGAUUGCAAGACUGAGGAAGAUCAAAUGUUUCGCAGAGUAUUUGGUCAUACUCCAAUUCAGGAAUUUUUGCAAUCAGGAGAAUCCAUAUCCUUUAGUAUUGAUCGAGAUUGCAAGUGGAAGACUGUUAAGGAUUUUGGAGAUGGAUCUAGUAUUCGACAAUUAUCUUGCUUUGUGGACGAUUUGUUUGAUGAAGUCAGUGAACCAUUGCAUCACAAGUACAAGAAGAAGGUGAAACCAUUAUUCUUCAAACCUGGACCUUUUCAAUAA
Naegleria lovaniensis is the source of this 2352-nucleotide messenger RNA. RefSeq lists its product as uncharacterized. The record is from RefSeq and is a predicted model, not a curated record. The coding region runs from base 1 to 2352 and encodes 783 amino acids. The transcript has 3 exons. NCBI's taxonomy places the organism in Eukaryota, Heterolobosea, Eutetramitea, Acrasida, Naegleriidae. Gene Ontology annotation, molecular function: protein binding.